Molecule: messenger RNA, 2292 nt
Organism: Chelonus insularis
Lineage: Eukaryota; Metazoa; Arthropoda; Insecta; Hymenoptera; Braconidae
Gene: hd
Product: humpty dumpty
Exons: 5
Coding region: 180-1952 (590 amino acids)
Biological process (GO): nuclear DNA replication
Cellular component (GO): nucleus
Source: RefSeq, a predicted model, not a curated record
AAAGACUUAUUAAUGUGAUAAAAAUUUUUUCGUUAAAUCAUAAUAUUAAAAUAUAAACAAAUGAUUUACAUGUUGAAUUGACUAAAAUGUAUAAAUAAAUUAAAAAUCUAUUCAUCUGUGGAUCACAUGGUUUCAAUUUUGUCAUAACCUAUAUUUGAAGGACACUUAAUAUUCGUAAAAUGAUGUCGUCAUCAUCAUCAUCAUCAACAUCAUCCGAUGUUCCAAUUUGGAUUCAUCCUGAACAAGUGAUGCAAAUGCAUCGAUUAAAGAUGAAAAAGAAAGCCUUACAAGCACGAAUGAAAAAUAAAGUUGGAUUAGAUAAACCCUCUUUGGACAUAACUGUUACAUCACCAAACAAAUCGAAUACUACUAAUAAGGCGAAAAAAAGGAAAAAUCCAUUUUUAAAGGAUGAAUCAGAUAAAAAAUUUAAAGAUGAUGAUGUGAUGCUUAUGAUGGAUACAAGUACAGAUUCAGUUUUAUUUGAUUUAAUGAAAAUUCAAAAUAACAAGCAGUUGAAAGAUAAAACUGAAUCACAAUCUUUAUCAUGUUUUUUAUCAGAAUUAGAUGUUACAGACAAAGAAGUGAAUAAUAAAGAUAGUUUAAAGAAAGGGACGUUAUAUUUACCAAUUGACUGGACAUUAAAUACAAAAAUGCGAUUUAUGUCUUUAAAACCAUUUGCAUGGAAUGUAAAUUUAAAAACAAGUGAACAAGCAUCUGGUACAACUGGAUUUGUACGAUGUAUUAACACAGGAGAACAGCAGACAACUUUAGAUACAAGUCCGAAUGCACGAUUUCAUCAAUGUUGUUUAGUUUGGCAACAUCCAUCCCUUCCUUGGAUUGAAUUAUAUCCUCGUAUGAGAAGUACAAUGAAUUAUAAUAAAGUAAACAGCAAAUUAGCAAGUGAUUCACUGAAUCUAGUCAAUAAUCAAUUAAUUAAAGAUGCAUUAUAUAGUGAAUGGACUGAAAGUUUUAGAUCAUUAUUCCAUCUUUUACGUGCACAACAAUGCCCAUAUUUUUAUGUCUGCGCAAAUACAUUUACUGCCCUUUUUCGAGCUGCCGGAAUUUGCGGUAUUUCAGAGGUUCAUGUUCUUUUAACACCUACAACUCGAGGAUUCAGGCAGGCAUUAAAACAGCAAGAAAUUGAAUUUACUAUGCCAUUAAAAAUAAAAGAAGAUCAAAGUAAUAGUUUUAAUUCGAAUACGAUGUUACAAAUGGAGAAUAGAAAAAAUCCUGAUGAUGAUGGUGAUGAUGAUGAUGAUUAUGAUAAUGAUAAAGAUGAUGAUUUCAGUGAUAAUAAUGAAAAUGAAAAGGAUGAUUUAUUAGAAAGUUUAGGUAUUGAAGGUUCAGAAAUGAAAAAAAUAAAUAAAACUCAAAAACGCAGUGAUAUGAAGAAAGAUAGUCAAAUUGACAAAUUAAAACAAUCACUUAUUUAUGUAAAAGGAGUUGAAGCUCAAGCUUUAUUUAAUUUUUUAAUAAAUUGUAAAUCCGCAGUAGCAAUAACUGGUCCUUUAGCUGGAAUACCACCAACUUUAUUAGCUCCAGUUGCUUUUUAUGGUGCUACAUUGAAAUCAUUAAAGGUUCGUGAAAGUAAUGUAUGUAUAGACAAUGAUAAAUUUUAUUCUUUAGAAAUAAAAGGACCUAUAUUACCACAUACAUUACCAUCUCUUUGUUUAUUAAUGAAGUCAAGUCAAUUAGAUCAGUUUUCAGUUAGUUGUGAAAAAGUUUAUUCAACAAAAUCAUUUACUGAUCUAAAAUAUGGAUUAAAAGAUAGUGGUUUACUGGAUGAGAAAGAAAAUGAUAAAAACCAUCAAAGUGUAUUUAGUAAAGAAAAUUUAAGUGAUUGUGGUUUGAAUGAUCAAUUAUUGUCCCAUUUUUGUAGUUCUGAUCCAAAACGAAUUCAAUUGAUUGAAAGUUUAAAGUAUUCUAUUAGUGAUGGAUAUAUAUGGUGUUGAAAUUUCUUAAUGACAAAUAUUGUAUACAGUAAUAAUAAACAAAAUGUAAUAAUUUUCGUUAAAUAUAAUAGUAAUUUACAUAUCCCAUAAUAAUAUUGAUAUGUAGUAAAUAUUGGAAAAUGUAUAUGUUGAAAUGGUGAUGGUGGUAGUGACAAUAAUAUUGAAUUUUCAAUGCUGGGAAUUCAGGGAGCAGAACGCCCUUGGGUGGGGACCAUCCCCGACGUGUUAUCCCUAAAAAUAACGAAUCAAUAGUGCUGCCGUCUUUUAGUGCUUAUAGUGGCCCCGCAAUUAAGACACGUUCAUAUAAUGAUAAUAAUAAAAAGAAUAAAUUUAAAUAAAA